Phytophthora nicotianae INRA-310 is the source of this 609-nucleotide messenger RNA. RefSeq lists its product as hypothetical. The record is from RefSeq and is a predicted model, not a curated record. Bases 1 to 609 code for a protein of 202 amino acids. The transcript has a single exon. Lineage: Eukaryota; Oomycota; Peronosporomycetes; Peronosporales; Peronosporaceae.
AUGCUGCAGCGCGUUGUGGGGAGAGCACCUGUAGUGUCUGAGCUUCCGAAUGUGAGCUACAUUCGCAGUCUGCCUGACUUAACACCAAGGGACCAGCGCAAACUCAAACGCAGUGGGAUAGAUCAAGACGAGCUGACAGCAGCAUUCCUAGGAAUACAGAUGAUCUCAACAAUUGCGCCCCCUCCUCAGCCUCCAAAGCGAACGCGAACCUUCAUGGACGGUGGUGUACUUAUGACGCGUCCGAAAAUGAUGGCUGCGGUUCUUGAAGCCCAGCGUCGCCAAAAGGUUGAGGAGCGUGUAAUCAAGGCUCGAGAGGGACAGGAGAAGCGAGAAAUACAAGAGCAGGCGGCUAUCCUCAAGCAAUUCGAGAAAGAGAGAAGGCAACAGGAGAAAAACAAGAAGAACAAGGGUAAGAUCGCAACUUCAACCCGGCCAAGACCGCGUAAAGGUAUCACUCAACAAGCCACCGAAUUGGGAGACUCGCAAGGAGUUGCACCAUCAAACUUUGGUCAGACCUUCGACAUGUAUGUUGUGAAGAGUCCGGUGUCGAGGUCCUCCAGCGGUCACGCGCUUCUAGAAUCUCAUUUUAGCGGGCAUUCUGGUCGCUGA